Molecule: messenger RNA, 7705 nt
Organism: Nomascus leucogenys (northern white-cheeked gibbon)
Lineage: Eukaryota; Metazoa; Chordata; Mammalia; Primates; Hylobatidae
Gene: MYSM1
Product: Myb like, SWIRM and MPN domains 1
Biological process (GO): double-strand break repair
Cellular component (GO): BRCA1-A complex; BRISC complex
Molecular function (GO): polyubiquitin modification-dependent protein binding; metallopeptidase activity
Source: RefSeq, a predicted model, not a curated record
UCUCUCAGGAGGACGGACGGGGUCAGGUCCCAUCAUGGCGGCUGAAGAGGCGGAUGUGGAUAUCGAAGGGGACGUGGUAGCGACGGCGGGGGCACAGCCCGGAAGUGGUGAAAAUACAGCAUCAGUUUUACAAAAAGAUCACUAUCUUGAUUCAUCUUGGAGAACAGAAAAUGGCCUUAUUCCUUGGACCUUGGAUAACACCAUCAGUGAAGAGAACAGAGCUGUUAUUGAGAAAAUGUUGUUGGAAGAAGAAUAUUAUUUAUCUAAAAAAUCACUACCGGAAAAAGUCUGGCUUGAUCAAAAGGAAGAUGAUAAAAAAUACAUGAAGAGUCUGCAGAAAACAGCAAAAAUCAUGGUACACUCUCCUACAAAACCAGCCAGUUACUCAGUAAAGUGGACGAUAGAAGAAAAAGAGCUGUUUGAACAAGGGCUGGCUAAAUUUGGCCGAAGAUGGACCAAAAUUUCAAAGCUAGUUGGAAGCCGCACUGUUUUACAAGUAAAGAGUUAUGCAAGACAGUAUUUUAAAAAUAAGGUCAAAUGCGGUCUGGAUAAAGAAACACCAAAUCAGAAGACCGGCCAUAAUCUUCAAGUUAAAAAUGAAGAUAAAGGAACAAAGGCAUGGACACCAUCAUGUUUAAGGGGACGUGCUGAUCCCAACUUGAAUGCUGUAAAAAUUGAAAAAUUAUCUGAUGAUGAAGAAGUAGACAUCACAGAUGAGGUGGACGAGUUGUCUUCUCAAACACCCCAGAAGAAUUCUAGCAGUGAUCUCUUGUUAGACUUUCCUAAUAGUAAAAUGCAUGAAGCCAAUCAAGGAGAAUUCAUUGCUUCUGACAGCCGGGAAGCUCUCUUUUCUAAGUCUUCCAGGGACUGUCUUCAAAAUGAAAAGCAAGAUGAAACACUUUCAAGCUCAGAAAUUACACUGUGGACUGAGAAACAGAGCAACGGUGACAAAAAAUCAAUUGAAUUAGAUGACCAGAAAUUUAAUGAAUUGAUUAAAAACUGCAAUAAGCAUGAUGGAAGGGGAAUAAUAGUUGAUGCCAGGCAGUUGCCUUCUCCAGAGCCUUGUGAAAUUCAGAAAAAUUUGAAUGAUAAUGAAGUGCUUUUUCAUUCUUCUUGCCAAAUGGUAGAAGAAAGCCAUGAGGAAGAAGAGCUUAAGCCACCAGAACAGGAAAUAGAAAUAGAUAGAAAUAUCAUUCAAGAAGAAGAAAAACAAGCAAUUCCUGAGUUUUUUGAGGGGCGCCAAGCUAAAACACCAGAACGCUAUUUGAAAAUUAGAAAUUAUAUUUUGGAUCAAUGGGAGAUAUGCAAACCGAAAUACUUAAAUAAGACCUCAGUACGUCCUGGCCUGAAGAACUGUGGGGAUGUUAAUUGUAUUGGACGGAUUCAUACAUACCUCGAAUUGAUAGGAGCAAUCAAUUUUGGAUGUGAACAGGCUGUGUAUAAUAGGCCACAAACAGUUGACAAAGUACGAAUCAGAGACAGAAAAGAUGCAGUAGAAGCAUACCAACUUGCCCAGCGUCUGCAGUCUAUGCGUACAAGGAGACGUAGGGUCCGAGACCCAUGGGGAAACUGGUGUGAUGCAAAGGACUUAGAAGGACAAACGUUUGAGCAUCUCUCUGCUGAGGAGUUGGCAAAAAGAAGAGAAGAGGAAAAAGGCAGACCUGUUAAAUCUGUAAAAGUGCCAAGACCAACAAAAAGCUCGUUUGAUCCCUUCCAACUGAUACCUUGUAAUUUUUUUAGUGAAGAAAAGCAGGAGCCAUUUCAGGUGAAAGUGGCUUCAGAAGCACUUUUAAUAAUGGAUUUGCAUGCUCAUGUUUCUAUGGCAGAAGUGAUUGGUCUGUUAGGAGGAAGAUACUCAGAAGUUGAUAAAGUAGUUGAAGUCUGUGCAGCAGAACCAUGUAACAGUCUGAGUACAGGACUACAGUGUGAGAUGGAUCCUGUGUCACAAACACAGGCCUCAGAAACCUUGGCUGUUAGAGGCUUCAGUGUUAUUGGAUGGUAUCAUUCUCAUCCUGCUUUUGAUCCUAAUCCUUCCUUACGAGAUAUUGACACACAAGCUAAAUACCAGAGUUACUUCUCCAGAGGAGGUGCAAAGUUCAUUGGAAUGAUUGUUAGUCCCUAUAAUCGAAAUAAUCCCUUACCAUAUUCUCAGAUUACCUGCCUGGUUAUAAGUGAGGAAAUUAGCCCAGAUGGCUCUUAUCGCUUACCUUACAAAUUUGAAGUACAGCAGAUGUUAGAAGAACCUCAGUGGGGAUUAGUAUUUGAAAAGACAAGAUGGAUAAUAGAAAAAUACAGGCUCUCCCAUAGCAGCGUCCCCAUGGAUAAAAUCUUUCGCCGGGAUUCUGACCUGACUUGUUUGCAGAAACUUUUGGAGUGUAUGAGGAAGACUCUGAGCAAAGUGACCAAUUGCUUUAUGGCUGAAGAAUUCUUGACUGAAAUAGAAAAUUUGUUCCUUUCCAAUUAUAAAAGCAACCAAGAGAAUGGAGUAACCGAAGAGAACUGUACAAAGGAAUUGUUAAUGUGAUAAUUUUAAAGUUAAGACAUUUUAAUCUUGACACAGUAGAUCUUAGUUUCAAAGUUAUAAACUUGAAGUGAUUGCAGGUAACAUUGGCACAGCUUUGGUAUUUUUUCUCUAUUUCACAAAAUCCAAACUUUGCCACAUAAAUCAUGUGAAAAGGAAGAGAUACAAAUUUGUUUUCAUAUAGCGAUUAUCAGAGUGUUCUGCAAACCAGGGUCCACCACAGUGUUCUAGUCCUUUACUGAGCAAUGCUGUAGGCUGUGAAACUUAGGAGCCUGGUCGGCUUUCCUGUUGUGUUCAGCUUGGGAUUUGGACUAUGUCUCUAAGUCAUGUCUUCCCUGAACUAGUCAUUUAUGUUCCAUUGUGGUAUCUCAUAUUUCAUUUAAAAGCACUUCCAUUCUUUCCAUAUGUUCUGGUGAAAUUUGUUUAUGGCUAUGAAUGAGAUAUGGUUGGGUGGUCACUGAGAUAAUUAAUAUGGUUUAGAACUACUGAUUAAUAAAUCUAACAGGAGGCCAGGAGAGGCAUGACAAGAAAAUCUUAAAAACAGGAAAAACCCAAAGGAGAGAAUUAAAUUACCAGUUUCUAAUCAUAGAUACUUGCUUCCAUUUCAUUGUAUAGCAACAGUAUCAUAAGAUAUGCCAUUUUCUCAGCUAUCUGAAAAUUUUUAACUGAUUUUACACACAUAAAAUAAUUAGCUUCAAUUGUGUGUCCACUUAUAUUAGUAGGUGUGAUAAAACCUCAUUUAACUGGAACAGAGGUAAUCAUAACUCAAACUUUUUUUCUACUGCCUACUAUUAGGAGAAAGAGGCAAGUGAUAAUAAAGCUGGAAUAAAUCAGAGAUUUAAUUUUUAAAACAAGCCUUUCAGGACAUAUUACAUAUUCAGCCCAAUUUCAUAUGCUUUCUGAAUCUAUAAUGGAGGUCAGUGAACUUUUUUAAUGUAAAGGGCCAGUUUGUAAAUAAUUUUGACUUUUCAGGCCACAUAUGAUCUCUACGAGACAUUAUUCUUUGUGUGUGUGUUUUUUCUUUACAGCCCUUUAAAACGAUAAAAACCAUUGUUAACUCACAGGCCUCAUAAAACAUAGGCUGUUGGCUAUUAUUCUCCAACCCCUGAUCUAGAGAAUUUUAAACAUUAGAAUUCUGUUUUACAUUUGUUAAGCCUUACAUCAUCUUCAAAUGACACCAAAACUCAGAAUUAUGAUCUGCAUUUAAGCCAAUUUUAAAAUAAAAUAAGCAGUCAUGCUGCCUUUUAUUGAAAUUCAAUAGAUUUUAGUUUAUUUCUUAGAGAAUUUAUUUAUACCUAUUCACCAAACAUUCUUACUAAUGUUUCCUUAUAUCUAACUCAGGUUGAUUCUAUAUUUUGCUUUGUUUGUAAUCAAUAGCCAAUGAAGCAUAAGGAGUAUUGGAAGAAGCAGUGAGCCAGCUUUAGGUGACCUGGUUCUUGUCUCAACUUUGUGAUUUGGGGAGAUAUAGUUUGCUUUCCCUGAGCCUUAAUUCUUAACUAAAGUCUAACUUAACUUCUUAAUGUCCUUCCAGAACUAAAAUUUUAUUGUUCAUUCUAAUCGUUGGACUACUCAUAUGAAGUUUAUAUUUUGAGUUAAUACAGUUUCCAAAUUAACAUACAUUUAAAAAAAAAGGGUAGUAUUUUUCCAUUUCUCUGUAUGCACUUAGGAUAAACAAUGAAGUGUAGCUUAUAAAACAAUUAGUUUGAGGGCUGAGAGUGUAAGAGGAACUAUACCAAAAGUCAGGAAACCUGAGCUCUUACCCUAACUCUGUUACUAACUUUGAUGUGUGACCUUAAUCAAAACACAUAACCUGGACCUCAUGCUCCUCACCAGUAAAUCAAGGGCCUGAAUUUUAUGGCUUAGUAUUCCCUUCCAAGCUCCAAAGUUGCGUGAUUCUGUGAAAGGCAGUGGUUGAUUCCUUUGUACUCAUCUUCCUUUUGACCUGUUUCCUCAUGAUAUAUUGGGGAACAAAUACUAUAAUACGGAUGAAUUUGGAUGAUGGAAAGUAAUGGAAAUUGUUAAAAGUUCUGCUCUCAAAUAUGAGUCUCCCUGCCCUGUGUGCCAGUGUUUAACCGUAUUUGCUAAUCUAAGCCAUAUUGUGAGGAUCUCAAGGAUGAUACUUGUCAAGAGUUUGGGGCCUUGAGAGCACAAUUUUCAAAAUAAUACUUAGUAUUUUCUGACUAUAGAGUACAUUUGUCUUAUAAAGUAUAUUUUAAAAUACAGAGAAGUGUGAAGUACAAAUAUCUCAGUGCUACUAUUUAAAAAAACAAUUAUAUAUAGUAUAUAAAUUUAUGUAGUAUAUAAAUCCUUCCCCAUUUUUUUGACAGUAUAAUUUUAGUAUGUUAAAAUUGGUUACUUCUUUCUCUCUUCAUCAUUUUCCCUGCUUCCUUUUUCUUUUGUCAUAUUCUUAAAACAAUUUUGCGACCACAGGUACCCACAUUGCUGGCACUACCAGCCUUUGCUACUACCGAGGAUAAUGGAGCCAGGGCCUUGUAGAAGCACAGAGGAAGUCUAGAACUGAGGGGGCCUAUGAUACAGGAAGUUCAGGAGGCAGGGUCUCAAAGGAACACCUGCCUUUAAUAAUGUUUACGGAAGUGGAGAAAGGACUAAAGGACUUAAAGACAUGCAGGUGUCUUCAUCCUGAUUCUGUCUUUGUUAUUGCACAAUGACUAUAAAAUAAUGAGCUAAUUUUUUUUUUUUCUGGCUUGGCUAAUGGAGAUCGACACUAAUGCUUCCCCAAUAUUAGACUUAAUCUAAUUCCAAGGUAACAUUCAAGAAAAGAAAAACCAGUGGAACAGGAUCAGUAAACUCAGACUCUCCAUCUCCAUUAUUUUAGCCUUGACCAUUCUUCUCUAAUCCUUUUAAAUUAUCUUCAGUUUCCUGUUCGAGUUAUAUUGCUUCAGUUACAAUUUGUUUGACCCUGUAUUCAGAGCUGCAUUACGAUUCUUGUGGGCCCUAGAUAGUUUUGCCAUCUUAGACCCCUUCUUCCAUACAAAAUUAAAAGUGAUAUUUUACAAUUGUAUUUGUGUGAAAUGAAUGUAUUAAUAUUUUAGAUUAAAACAUUUUGUUUAGAAGUUCAGUUUUUUCUUAUGAGGCUAAAAAAAAUUAAAACAUUUUUGUGGGCUUCUAAAAAACUGUGGGCCUUAGGUACUGUGCCUAAUGGAUAAGUUGGCAUUGCCUGUAUUCUGAAGGGCAUCACUGGAAAAAUAGCAGUCAUUAUUCUGUCCCCUUGUCCCACCACCACAGUCCUUGGGGAAGCCUUUGCCACUCCAUCCAAGAGCACUGCAGUUUCCACGGUUAUAGAUCUGUAGACUUGAACUUACUUCCUUCCCAACUUAACCAAAACUCACGAGGAUUACUUGGGACCAUUCAUCCUCAAAAAAGAUAGGAGGCAGUGGUUUGUUUUAGGCUUCAGAUAUUUUUGUUCUGGUCAGUCCCUAAUCUGUAGUUUUGAAACUCAUGCCACACUUGAAAGGGAAACAUCCUACUACCUUUCUUUCCUCUCCAUUUCCCACAAACCCUUUCCUUCAUCGUCACUCCCUCCAUUCUUACUUCUCAGCAUAUAGAUACAAGACCCUUUCUAUUAUUUGUUGAAAGCUAGGCCUGUAGAAUAGAGAUGGACAGACCAUGCAUGUUUCCCUGAAGCUACUGAAUGCUGCUCCCAGUCUUCUGUCCAUACCAUUCCUUCCCUGCCCCUAGGAGUGGGGUUGAAGUCUGUGACAUGCGGACUGUAAGCACAGUCAGAGCCUCUGCAGCUCUCAACCCAACAGAGGAGACUGGCCUCAACAUGCCAACCUGAGCAGGUCUCCUCUGUAUUACCUUCCUCCCAUUUCUCUUGCUGGGUCCUGAUGAGGUGAGCUGGAAGAACCAAUAGUCAGGAUGCCCUGGAAUUGAUGCUGCUCUGUUUUGUGCUCACAAAACAGCCGUGUAACACAUGAGCACCUGAGUUGAAGCCAUCUAGUUGCAAGUCAGCAGACAGCAGUUGAUGGAAUUCUCAGUAGAAAUUCAGUAAGGGUGCCCCAAUUUUUUUUUUCACCUAUAUUCUACCAAUAUAUGGUAUUUAGGAAAACUUCUUUUAUCCAAGCACAAAGAAAAGCACAUUUUUAUAAUCAUCUGCUUCAUCAGGGUAAAUAAAUAAUUUAACAAAGAAAUUUGAUCAGCAUCUCUAGUUUACCAGUACUUUAAUAUUAGUUUUCUUACAAAUUAAUGUAUUUGGCAAUAUUUCCAGAAAAUCACUGUGGGAGAAUAAUGUAAUAUACUUUCGGAUAUAUUUCCUGACCUUUUCUUAAAUGGCUUCAUGUGCUAUUCCCCCAAAUUCUGCUUUCUCUAUUUUCUUUUUUAUUUAACCUAUAAUUAUACUUUCUAGUAUAUUCUGAGUCUAUCUUCUAAGCCACCUUACAUUUUUCCUGGAACAAGGGAGGGAAUAAAUAUGUUGUCUCCACUAAAUCAGGAAAAAAUAAAAAUAUCCCAGGGGAGCUGUGAUUAUGCCAAGAGCUGUAAACAGAAGUUUGAGAAGGUAAAAUUAAGUUGUAAUGUCUGAGUUGUUUUUAUUUUCUUCCUUUGGUGUUUAUGAAGGUAUUCAUAAGAACUUUAAUUUCAGGGAAAAAAAAUGCCUGAUUUGCUAUUUUUGACGUUUCCUCGUCUCUUAAGAAGUCAGUGAAAUAUGUUUUCGUAGUUUAUAUUCCUGUUUCAUAGAUUACUGUAAAACAUGUGUUUAAACCUAUGAAUUAUAAAAUAGUAUUUAGAUUCUAGCGUGAGUUAAAUAGAUCAGUCAUAUAUCUUUAGAUUUGUGGAUUUGACAUGUAAAUUAUGUGUUGUGUAUAAGUUAGUUACUAAAUACACUGCAUGGUUAUUGAUAAACUUGUUGCUAUUUUUUUCCAAAUGCUAUCAGUGUUUGUGGACUUUUAAAAAUUAGUUUGAAUUUUGGAAUGUUCUGUAAUAAAAUAUAAUUUCAACUAUUUUGUACAUUUAAAUAUGCCAUGUUGUAUAUGUCUGUAUUUAAAAAUAUUGUAAAUAUCUGCAUUUUAAGAAUUAUGAUUUUCCUCAAAAAUGACAGAACUCUCCAUACUUAAUUGUGACACAUUAUAAAAUAUCUGAUUUUAAGCUUUUGGAUUUUAUCUUGUUCUAAAAAUUAAGUUUAAACAUGCUGAAAAUUCCAUAAAAAUAAAAUUUUGAAAAUAAAGU